This is a messenger RNA of Bursaphelenchus xylophilus (pine wood nematode), 3066 nucleotides long. The record is from the annotation of a GenBank genome assembly. NCBI's taxonomy places the organism in Eukaryota, Metazoa, Nematoda, Chromadorea, Rhabditida, Aphelenchoididae.
AUGCUAAAAUACGCGACGGGUCCUCUGGGUGGAUCUCUAAGUUCAUUGCCUCCGGUAAUUACAAGGAAGACCUCUUUUCUGUAAGUCUCUAAUCAAACAGAAGCUCCGAGCUUUUAUUUUUUACGUCUCCUGAUAACAAAAAUGAUAUACGAUUCAUAAAAUCAAACGAUCAUCAAUAGAAAUAAACCGCUUUAGGAAUUCAGAAUGUGGAUUUAGUAAAGGGACAGUGAUCUUCAAACAUCUCUCUCUUCCUUUGGUGUGGCCAUCCUCGGAAUAUUAUGAUACUCGAAGGGGUAAGUAGUGUCCUCUGAGAACAAUAAAUAGUAUUCCAGAACCUAGGACAUUCACUGUUCAAUUACUUUUCAAGACUUCCGAUGGACGAGAAUUAUAUUCGAAACCAUUGGAAGAAGUGGAACGAUCUCAAAUCGACAUUUUCUUUGAACAAAUAUUUUACAUGUACAGGGUGCGGCAAAAAAAUGGAAACUUUUUUUCAUUGGGUCCUUACGCGAAAAUUUUUAAGUGCAGCAAAAUUAUUUUCAUACCGUUAAAUUCUGCGUAGUUUUCUCUCCUAGACCUUUUAAUAUCAUGUCCAUAUCGGUUUAUUAACAUUCUUUUUUUGAAUGUCAAAUAAAGGGAUCUCGAUUUUGGACCUGUUUUUUAAGCUGUUCUAAGUGCUAAUUUGCCCGGUAUAGAAACGACUUUGUGUCCAAAGUAAUCGCGCAAUGCAAGGAGCUUGUUAGCAAUUUUAAGCAUCCGUUAAGUGAAAGAAAACGCACCGCCAACACUUUUGCCAGCCACGAGGUCAUCAACAGCGAAAUCCGUCGAUUUCCAGAAAAAAUUGCCCGUGAGACCGGCAUCAGCAACCGACCAGUCGGCCAAAUAGCUAAAAAUCAACUAAUGGUGUCCCCAUACAAGGUCUAAAAUGCCUAACUCCUCAUCGGCAAGAUCAAGCCCGUACGCCUGAAAAAAUGCCGAAAAUUCAGACGUCGGGCCGCAGGUCCGCGAUGGGAGCGUAUUCCCUUCGCGGUGCAAAGUUUGGCGGGUGCAUAACCAACAUAGCGCCAGAAUCCGAUCCGGUGAGGCCCUCUGCACGUGGGCUAACGAUGAACACCGUCAAAAUCCGGGCCGUCAUCGCCUAAGGCGGAAUUUGUGCCAGCGGCAAGAAUUCCGAGAUUUUCGUGGAUCAAGAGGGCAAAAUUCUAGUGCCGGGUUAACCUCGAUUUCCUCAUGCUUCUGUUGACUCAGUAGAACCUUGGCAGCUCAAAUUUGGCAUUCCAACUAGACUCAGCGCCGCCUCAUAGGGAAAAAGCGAGUCAAGAGCAGUUAUGGGGCCGAUUUUCCCGAUUUCACCCCGUCUGCGAAAAGUGAGCCUGCUCGCCGGGUAUGGAUCCAAUAUGCUAUAUUUUUUUUUUAUUUGGAGGCCAGUAUUUUUACUACACGCCACAAAAGUUUGGAGUCGCAAAGUAAAUGUUGCGCCAAGAACGGGACCGAUUUCCCCGGAAAAACCUGCGGCCAAAAGCCUAAAAUUUUAAGUCACGUUUGGAGCUCCAUAUCGCCACCAAAAGCAUCUACGGUGAAACGGGUUGAAUAUGUUAUAAAUAAUGCUCUAUGUUAUUGAUGAUGACCGUUACUUUUGCGGCAUUUUGAUUGCUAGGAAAAAUAUAGCUAUAAAAAUAAGUUUCCAUUUUUUUGCCGCACCCUGUAAGUGUCUCAAUGACAAAAAACUGCUUCAGAGAAAAUCAGACGCCGGAUUUCGAGAUCGAGAUCAUAGUUUUGUGCCGUCGAAGUGAUCGCUACGCCGAAACCAUCUUCCACACGAUGUCUAGGUCCAUCAGCAGAAGUCUUGGCCAUUCUUUUGUAUGUUUUAUUCGAAUUGCACAAAAUAACUCAUCCCGGUUAUUAAGAAGAAGUACAUGCUCUCCAACAGCUCCAAUACAUUGGCCCAUGCAGAUCGCGAAAAGAUCUUAAAUUAUCGCAAUCCGGAGAGCAUGAUUACGGUAGCCAGUGCCAGUUUCAAGUUGCGUAACUGUUCUUUGUCCGGGCAGACACACAACUACACCCUGCACUUGCAUCAACAACCCCCUCAUAUCCCCCAAUCGCAUGUUCUUCCCUUAUUUGGCCGCAUUGUGUGUCAAUGCCUAGUGCAGCCACUCUCUUUGGCCCAGCCGUUGGGACAAGGGACGCUGAAUGUCUUCUACGAAGACGGUGGAAUCAUUCUUCAGCAGCUAUUUUGUGUUCUUCAGGGGACUUUCUUAAAGUGUUUUAACUGCGAGCCAAGUAAAAUCAAGCCAACUACCAAACCGGACAUGAUAUUGCCUAUAGACAAGGUUCGCAAACGAAAAUAUUACAGGACUUAUAAACAAUUCAGAACACAUUAAUUGAGCCCACGGCUUUCCCAACCUCAGUUCGUCUUAAAUUAUUGGACCCCUAUUCUCAGAAGUAUCAGAACUUUAUUUGCAUCGCAUCAACUCGGAACUCCCACUUGGGAUGGAAAAACGCUUUUAAACUUCAAAUUAAGGACUCCGGUAUGCUUUUAACAGGUAAAUAAUAUUCUUUAGAAGUGUGGGAGAGCUUCGCCAAUUCGAAAACAAACAUCCCCGGAUCCCUGCUGCCAGUGCUCCUCCCGAAAACUGUAACUUUCGGAAAUACCGUGGUUAGUACGAGCGCUGAUACUGCACCUCCGCGGUACGGAUUCGAAUUGCAAUCAAUUCGAAAAAGACCACAACUACAAACAAACACUUACAAAAAUGAAGACAGGAUAGAGAUCGACAAAAACAGGCCUCAAACGCCACGCCCCUUCACCAACUCACCUGAACGGAAGCGGACCGAUGCCCUAAAACCCCCCAUCCCUCCGCCAAUCCCUAAACCAAGACCAAAUGUCGCUAAGCAUCUCCAGAAUGGAACAGAUCCGGCUCCUUACGUACUCACACUCAAGAUUGGUGAAGGUGAGUUCGUCUUACUCUCGUUUUACAAUAUUCAGAAGCUCAAGCACGUCGACUUCGGACGCAAACUCUCCCGCCCUUUACUGCAAAUUCUACAGUAAACCACGAAAGCACCCGCCUUUGA